Molecule: messenger RNA, 273 nt
Organism: Metarhizium album ARSEF 1941
Lineage: Eukaryota; Fungi; Ascomycota; Sordariomycetes; Hypocreales; Clavicipitaceae
Exons: 1
Coding region: 1-273 (90 amino acids)
Source: RefSeq, a predicted model, not a curated record
AUGGACUACUACAUCAAACGAACUGUCGAGCGGGUCCGCCAGCGGCGCAGGAGCAGGGCCGACAUUGAGGAGGAGAUGAGCAUCGACGAGAGUAAGUCGGCACGACUGUCUGUCUGUCCCCCGGCCGCGGGCGCACCGGAGCGGGCGUGCCGUGUGCAGAACGACGCUGAAGCUUCUUCCUCUGUAGACCUUCACCUGGCGGCGCGGAACAGCAUUGCCAACAUGGACAUUGCGCACGACGACUCGGUCGAGUGCAAGGACGGGAGCCGGUGA